CCCCAAUUCCUCCCUGAAGUGACCACUGCAUGACUCGAGGCUGAGUCCAUCGAUUGCUCAAAAGUCCACGGGCGACCUUGUUCACCAUUCUUUCUCUCUGGCGACGUGCUUUACGUCCUACUCGUCUGACGGGUUGUAACACUACACGAACGAUGGCGUCGUCCGCAACGAUCGAGCUCGCACAGACGGGCAAGCGCGACCUGCUCAUCUCGCUCGAGAAGAAGUACCAGGAAAGGUGGAAGCGGGAACGUCUCUUCGAGGCCAAUGCACCGACGCCGGAGGAGACAGCAGGGCUUUCGCAGGCUGAAAUCAGGGAGAAGUUCCCCAAGUGGUUUGGCAACUUUCCGUACCCGUACAUGAAUGGCUCACUGCAUCUCGGACAUGCUUUCUCAAUCUCAAAAAUCGAGUUCUCGGCCGGAUACCAUCGUCUGCUCGGAAAGAGGGUUCUUUUCCCUCUUGGAUUUCACUGUACGGGUAUGCCAAUCAAGGCAGCUUCCGACAAAAUCACGCGCGAAAUCGAGAUGUUCGGGCCCGACUUCUCCGGCUUCAAGCCUGACGAUGAGUCUGCAGCAGAAGAGGUAAUCAACACAUCGUCCGUGACGCCAAAAUCCGCCGACAAGGCCAAGAAGGGCAAGGUGGCAGCAAAGGCUACCGGUCUGCAGUACCAGUUCCAGAUCAUGGAGUCGAUGGGCAUCCCUCGCGAGGAGAUCCCCAAGUUCGCCGACCCGUACUACUGGCCGAAGUACUUCCCGCCAAUCUGCAUGGCAGACAACGACGCAUUCGGCUCGCGUAUCGACUGGCGACGCUCGUUUAUCACAACGGACGCGAACCCGUACUACGACGCAUUCCGGUACACGAUUUACAGCCCGAAGGACGGCCAGCCGUGCAUGGACCACGACCGAUCGGAGGGGGAGGCGCUCGGUCCGCAGGAGUACACUGGAAUCCGCAUGGAGGUCACUCAGUGGAGCGAGGCGGCAAAGGCAGAGAUCGAGAGCAAAGUUGGCGGGCGUAAGGUGUUCCUCGUUGCGGCGACUCUCCGACCAGAGACGAUGUACGGCCAGACGAACUGCUUCGUCGGUACGGCGAUCAAGUAUGGUGUGUUCGCGAUCAACGACCAGGAGGCAUACGUCUGCACGUACCGUGCUGCGCGUAACAUGGCGUAUCAGGGCAUCAUGACCGUGCACGGGCAGCUCACCCAGCUCGCUGAGGUCGAGGGGACGGCGCUGGUCGGCACGAAGAUUAAGGCGCCAUUCUCGGUCUACCCCGAGGUGUACGUGCUCCCCAUGGAGAACGUCCUCGCGACAAAAGGUACCGGUGUCGUCACGUCCGUGCCAUCCGACUCGCCCGACGACUACACGACGUACAUGGAUCUGCGUAAAAAGGCCGAGUACUACAAGGUUGAUCCCUCAUGGAUCACGUUUGAGCCCGUGCCGCUGAAGAUCCGGUCGCAGAAGGACAUCAAACAACUCGCCGAGGCGAAGGAGAUCGCUUACAAGGAGGGCUUCUACAGCGGGACGAUGGUCAUCGGCGAGUUCAAGGGCAUGGCGGUGCAGGAAGCAAAAAUGAAGGUGCGCGAUAGUAUGAUCGAGCAGGGUCUUGCGUUUGCGUACGCCGAGCCCGAGGGCAUGGUCGUGUCGCGCAGCUCAGAUGAGUGUGUCGUCGCGUUGAUGGACCAGUGGUACUUGGAUUACGGCGAGCCCACGUGGCGGGCACAGGCUGAGAAGGUGCUGGCCAAGAUGGAGACCUACCACUCGGAGACACGCAAUGCCUUCGAGGGCGUACUCGCUUGGCUCAACAAGUGGGCGUGCGCCCGAAGUUACGGUCUCGGGUCCAAGUUGCCUUGGGAUCCCUCGUUCCUCGUCGAGAGUCUGAGCGAUUCCACGAUCUACAUGGCGUACUACCCGAUUGUGCACUUCCUUCAAGGCAACAUCGACGGCAGCAAGCGUGGUACUCUUGACAUUGCUCCUGAGCAGAUGACCGACGAGGUCUGGGAGUACCUCUACCGCAACGGCCCAUGGCCCGAUCCGGCACCUGUCGAGAAGGAGAAGAUCGACAUCAUGAAGCGCGAGUACGACUACUUCUACCCCUUCGAGGUCCGCUCGUCCGGCAAGGACCUGAUCCCGAACAACCUCACGUUCUGCCUGUACAAUCACGCCGCGCUAUUCCCUGAGGACAAGUGGCCGCUGUCUAUGCGGACGAACGGCCACCUCAUGGUCAACGGGCAGAAGAUGUCGAAGAGCAAGGGCAACUCGAUGACGAUGCGUCAGUGCGUGGAGAAGUUCGGUGCAGAUGCUGCGCGGCUGUGUAUAGCAGAUGCUGGCGAUGGUAUCGAGGACGCCAACUUUGACGAAAAGACGGCAAACGCUAACAUCCUUCGCCUGCAUACGCUGAUGUCAUGGUGUGAAGAAAUGACUGUCGAGCAAGACAAACUGCGCAAGGGUGCCAGAAAUUAUCAUGACCGCUUGUUCGAGGAGGAAAUUUUCAACCUCAUCAACAUUACAAAGCAAUGUUUCGAGGAAAUGCAAUACAAGGACGCCCUCAAGUUUGGCUUCUACGAGCUUCAGUCUGCUCGCGACUGGUACCGUGAGGUCACUGGCGAUGUCGGCAUGCAUGCAGAGUUGCUCAGCUGGUGGAUCCGAGUUGCCGCACUGAUGAUCUGCCCCAUCGCACCCCACUUCUCCGAACAUGUCUGGACGUCCGUCCUCAAAGAGCCACAGUCCGUACAGCUUGCGCGAUGGCCAGAGUCUAGGUCGACGGACCAGUCGAUACUUGACGCAGGCCAGUACAUGCGGGGUACCAUCAAGACCAUGCGUGAUGCCGAGCUCGCCCUCCUCAAGAAGAUGAACAAGGGCAAGCAGGGGCAGGCGACGUAUGACCCCAGCAAGCCUCGUGCCGUCCGCGUCUACGUCACGACCGACUUCCCCGAAUGGCAGAACCAGUGCGUGGAGGCGGUGAAGGAGGCGUACGUGCCCGAGGACGAUAAGGUCGACGACGUGAAGGUCCGAGAGUUGCUGACGAAGCGUGGCCUGAUCAAGGACAAGCGCGCGAUGCCCUUCGUGCAGCUUUUCAAAAGGAAGAUGUCCCAGUUCGGCGCUCAGAACACAUUCAACCGUAGGCUGCCCUUCUCGGAGACAGAAGUGCUCGGAGAGAUCCUGCCGUAUCUGAAGAAGACCUUGGACCUUGUCGACGCUGAGAUCUACACCACUGAGGAAGCUCUGGCAAAGGCGGGGCAAGGAGGAUUCAACAAGUUGAUCAUCGAGACCGCAGAGCCUGGAAAUCCUGCUUUCGAAUAUCGUAACGUAUAGAAACUCACAUAGAUGUAGGCUACACUAAUCUUGCUGUCGAACAAUCGCAUGAAACGGGGACGUAUGCUCUGAAACAGUGAAACCACCAAUGACUCGUUGGAUGCAGACGAAUGUAUCCAGUCUUACUGCCACAAUGUGCCGCAAUACAGGUAUGUAGGAAAACGCGA
Molecule: messenger RNA, 3472 nt
Organism: Fomitopsis serialis
Lineage: Eukaryota; Fungi; Basidiomycota; Agaricomycetes; Polyporales; Fomitopsidaceae
Product: leucine-tRNA ligase
Exons: 11
Coding region: 153-3305 (1050 amino acids)
Biological process (GO): leucyl-tRNA aminoacylation
Molecular function (GO): ATP binding; leucine-tRNA ligase activity; aminoacyl-tRNA deacylase activity
Source: RefSeq, a predicted model, not a curated record